This is a messenger RNA of Spea bombifrons (plains spadefoot toad), 3032 nucleotides long. RefSeq names its product hexokinase 3 (gene HK3). Gene Ontology annotation, molecular function: fructokinase activity; D-glucose binding; glucokinase activity. Gene Ontology annotation, cellular component: cytosol; mitochondrion. The coding region runs from base 120 to 2852 and encodes 910 amino acids. Gene Ontology annotation, biological process: glycolytic process; glucose 6-phosphate metabolic process; intracellular glucose homeostasis. NCBI's taxonomy places the organism in Eukaryota, Metazoa, Chordata, Amphibia, Anura, Pelobatidae. The transcript has 19 exons. The record is from RefSeq and is a predicted model, not a curated record.
AAGAAAUGUCAUUGUGUGGAGGGAGUGUGUUUGAGAGUUAAGACUGAGAGUUUGAGAGAGAGGCACAUACUGCAGUGUUCGUACCUGGGGACUGUUUCCUAUCGUAGAAACAUCACGCAAUGGCGAACUCGCAUCUGGGAGUGAAGGAAGAUGUAUGGUGUAUCGCAGAUAAAGAGCUGGAGCACUGCCUGCAGCCGUUCCAUCUGACACAGGCACAGCUGGAGCAGGUGAGAGACCUAAUGUUGGACAACAUGGAACGUGGACUGAUGAAAAAGCCAGAGAAGCCAUCUACACUUAAAAUGCUGCCCACUUAUGUACGCUCAACCCCAGAUGGAACAGAAAAAGGUCACUUCUUGGUUUUGGACCUUGGUGGGGCCAAGUUCCGAAUCAUUGAAGUGAAGCUGGACGGAUCUCGAAGAGUGGAAAUGGACAGUGAAGUAUAUGCCAUACCUGAAGAUAUCAUGCUUGGCACAGGUCAACAGCUAUUCGACCAUGUUGCUGAAUGCCUUGGUCGUUUUCUCCACCAAAGCAACCUCAAUAAAAAAGUCUUGCCUCUUGGCUUCACGUUCUCUUUUCCAUGUGUGCAGAGUCGCUUGGAUAAGAGUGUUCUGAUCUCGUGGACGAAAGGAUUUCACUGCACCGGAGUAGAGGGGGAGGAUGUAGCACAUCUGCUACAGGAUGCCAUUCGCAGACAAGGGGAUUAUAAUGUUGAUGUAAUUGCUGUUGUUAAUGAUACAGUAGGGACGAUGAUGAGCUGUGGGUUCGAAGACCACAGCUGUGAAGUUGGCCUUAUAGUAGGAACUGGUACCAACGUCUGUUACAUGGAGGAGAUGGGAAAUGUUGAGUCUGUGGAAGGGGACGAAGGAAAAAUGUGCAUCAACACAGAGUGGGGUGCCCUUGGAGACGAUGGUAGACUAAGUCACAUUCAGACAGAUUUUGAUCGGCAGGUGGAUACCGAAUCCUUCGCUCCUGGGAAGCAAAGUUUUGAUAAAAUGGUGAGUGGAAUGUAUAUGGGAGAGGUUGUACGGAUCGUGCUUGUGAAGCUGGCCAGACAAGGACUUCUAUUUGAUGGUGUCAUAACAUCAGACCUGCUCUCCAAGGGGAGUAUUAAGACAAAACAUGUUUCGGAAAUUGAAGAUGACCACACCGGUUUGGAGGCUGCACGGAACAUCUUGACUUUGCUGGGGCUUAGCCCAAGUGACCAGGACUGCUUGAAAGUGCAGUGUGUUUGCAGUGCCGUCUCAACAAGGUCUGCCAGCCUUUGUGCUGCCGCACUUGCUGCAGUGGCCUCCCGCAUACAACGUAACCGUCAAAAUACUCAAGACCAAGUCACCGUUGGAGUGGAUGGAUCAGUGUACAAGAUGCACCCAAAGUUUAGCGAGCGUCUCCGUUUGACAUUGCAGACGUUAGCUCCUGCAUGUGAUGUUAAGUUCCUCUUAUCGGAGGAUGGAAGCGGGAAGGGCACUGCUAUAGUCACAGCAGUGGCUCAGCGUCUCGCUGCUCAGCGGCAUCAUAUCGAUGAAGUUCUUAACCCUUUUAAGUUGUGCCAGGAGAGGUUGAAAGAAGUUCAAAGCAUGAUGCGUACGGAAAUGGAGAUCGGACUACGGAAAGAGACCCAGCCAAGUGCUACUGUGAAGAUGCUUCCCACGUAUGUGAGAGCUACUCCUGAUGGGACAGAACGUGGAGAUUUCUUGGCGUUGGACCUUGGUGGGACAAAUUUCCGCGUUUUGUUUGUACACAUUGGAAGAAAAGAAGAGGGAGGUGUGCAAAUUGUGAGCAAGACCUUCUCUUUGUCUCAGGAAGUAAUACAAGGAACAGGCGAGGAGUUGUUUGAUCAUAUAGUGGACUGCAUCUCAGAGUUCCAAAAAGAGAAUAAUCUCUGCGGGAGAAGACUGCCUCUUGGCUUCACCUUCUCAUUUCCCUGUAAACAGACCAGCCUUGACCAGGGCAUCCUGAUUACCUGGACUAAGGGCUUCAGUGCAUCUGGGUGUGUAGGAGAAGAUGUGGUCAGACUUCUUAGAGAGGCUGCCAUCCGGAAAAAAAACUAUGAUCUAUUUGUUGUUGCCUUGGUGAACGACACAGUAGGGACAAUGAUGUCCUGUGGAUAUGAUGAUUCGGCCUGUGAGGUUGGGCUUAUUGUAGGCACAGGAACCAAUGCUUGUUACAUGGAAGAGAUGAAGAAUGUGGAGGUAUUGGAAGGGAGAGACGGAAAAAUGUGUGUUAAUAUGGAAUGGGGGGCCUUUGGAGAUAAUGAUUGCCUUGAUGAUGUCACCACAAGCUUUGAUCGUGAUGUUGAUCAGUUCUCCAUCAACCCUGGAAAACAAAGAUAUGAGAAAAUGAUCAGUGGAAUGUAUCUUGGAGAAAUUGUGCGCCAGAUUCUCAUUGUCCUCACUGAAUCAGGAAUCUUAUUCGGUGGCAAAAUUUCAGAGAGGUUACAGACAAGAGACAUCUUCCCAACCAAGUUUCUUUCACUCAUUGAGAGUGAUACGUUGGGCCUGGUCCAAGUUAGGUCGAUCUUGAGUGACCUAGGCUUGCGCAGUACGUGUGAUGACACCGUCUUGGUGAAGGAAGUGUGUACGAUUGUGUCAAGAAGAGCAGCGCAGCUGUGUGCUGCAGGCAUCGCUGCUGUGGUGGAGAAGAUCAGAGAAAAUCGGGGCGCGGACAGUCUGAAAGUUACUGUAGGAGUGGAUGGCACACUAUACAAGCUACAUCCCCACUUUGCAGGUGUCGUACACAAGACCGUGAAGAGUUUGGCUCCGCAGUGUGAUGUCUCCUUCCUCCGAUCAGAUGAUGGCUCUGGCAAAGGUGCCGCUCUCAUUACUGCUGUGGCUUGCCGUAUCGCUGGGGCUUAGGCACGAGCAGUUUUACAAGGGCCUCACUCCGCACAAGUGAGGAGUUCCAUUCAACAAAUUUAAAUUGAACGCGGGUUACUGAGCUAUGAUGCGGGUUGUAAAAAGUUGUCUUAUUAAGCUGAUUUAUAAGAAUCCUAUUUAUUAGGAAUGUUUCUACAUAUUAAAAUAUUUUUGCAUCAA